CAAUGGCUGGUAACUCUGGCACCUCUAGCAACACUUUAUUUAAGCCUGUCUUGAAUAAUGUGCUUCAUAUUCGCAAUUCAUUCACAAGCCUCCAACACCAAGCCUAUAAAUCUGGUUCCCAGAGCAAUUUGGAACAGGUUCCGAGCUUGCCAUCUCACGGUUGUGUGCAUACACCACCUAGUAAUGUCCAAGUCAUCCCUGAUACCCACAAUACCUCGGCUUGCAUAGGCACAGCACAGCAAGAUCAUUUGGUGGAUGCUGGUCAACAGCCUGCAGAUAGUCUUCAAAGGUCAGGUGUACAAUGUUCUCCACCUCAACCACAAACAAUACACAGCAAUAAGGAUACCUUUCACUAUGAUCAAGGUAACUGGCAGUGUUCAGAUUGUAUUGGCAUAUCCUCUCAAAUUGCAAAAACAGACAUGUGUGCCACCUGCUCAAUCACCCAAACAAAACCACUACCAAGGCAGUCUUUUGCAUGGAGACCUAAUGCUGCUCUUCAGAGCUCCCUGAGGCAUCUGAAGGCCCUCCAUGACCGGCCUGCCCAAUUUACUCGUCUUGAUUCGAGCUCUUCUCAGCAUCAAUCACCUAUGCCUAACAUUCCCUCACCAUCACCAACUGUGGCAGAACACUCUACCAAUGAAUCACUGGUCGAGCCUGAAUUUCCUUCAGGCAGGCAAAUGGCCACCCUAACUCCGAACUUGGAUCUCGCCACACAUGCUAUGACUCCACCUCCAUUUCUUGACUUGGCUAUGGACACUCACUCGGACCACGUGGACAAGUCCCAGAGCACAACCUCACGUGGUCAACUCACUUAUCCUCGUUUUUCAUCGACAUCUCUUAGGCGCAUACGGGCUAAGCUGGUAGCUUCCCACUCCACCCGAUGGCAUGGUGGUGUAUCGAAACCGGGGCGGAAGGCAAAGGCAAAACUCGCACGAAAACAAGGGGCAUACCAUCCUAUCAAGAAUUCCCCACCAGGAACACCAGGAGGGAAACAGACUGCCGGCUUCCUCACAGAGGAUGGCUUCAGUUCCGGAAGUGAAGCCAGUGGGUUUGAAGAGAGCACUGAGGACCCGCACCUGUCAAUCACACCGUUCUCUGAUGUUGGGAACACCACCUUUGUCAAAAAGCCAUUAGAAGAACCAAGUGAUUCCCAAAAGUGCGCCCUCCGUGAUCAGAGGAAGACCUCGGGAAUAGAGAAUGAGGACACUGCCACAUCAGAUCAAGGCUUGCCAGCAGUCUCUCAUCCGAGGCAGAAACGUAGAUUGAUGGAAGAUAGGGAGAGGUGCAAUGAAGAUGGGCACGAGGCAAAGAAGACAAAGUUCAUUGACUUGACGAGGGAUCUUGGGAACAUGGACAUAGCCAGAGCAGAGGUUGCUGUGCCCCGCACAGCGCCUAACGCGUAUGCGAGCAGUAGCCGGGUGACGCUCGAGGAUCUUCGUGCAGCACCUAGUCUAUUCGGGCCUCAAGACGACGGCGAGCAGCAUGGAGAAGUAGGAAACGAGCCCAGCCCGACUAACAGACACCACAGCACUGGUGGCAGAUUCGAGGCCGUCACAAUCCCAACGUCGCCCUCCGAAGUGCCAACAUUAGCACCCCAGGUCCAGGUGUGGGUGCAUUCGAUCAACGAGAUCGUGGCUGCCCUUCAAGCUCAGCAGUCUCCAACGGUACGUGAAGGUCCACCUAGUUGUACCCUGUGGCAUUGGGCUAAUGAUUCGAGUUGCAUCCAGGUUGUCCGCGAAAUGUGGUUGGAGCUCCAUAAUAUCCUUCGAGCUGUAGAUGCUCGCAAAGCCGCAGUGACGAGGGAUGAAGCGCACGAUGGGCUCGUCAGAGCUUUGAAGCAUGCCCGCCGGUUGUGCCAGCAACACGAUGAGGCAGAGAAUGUGCAAGUUGUGGACCACAUCCUCGACGACUUUGCACAGCGCUUCGUGGGCAAACGGUGGCCUUCUAACAGCCCCGUUACCUUCGGGCCAGCGCAGGGAGGUAGGCUGGUUUUGAGGACGUAGGGAGAGGGUGGAUUGAACGGAACGAGGGAGGAGGUGGAGGGGAGACGGUAAUGGUGGUAGAGGGGAAGAUAGCGAAUAGGUAGACGUGGCCUAGGAGGGCGUGCUGUGUUAGGGUGCUGCGCAGCCGGUGACGCCCCUCACAGCAUGCGGCGCCUCGGCGAAUGGUGGAUACAUCCUGCGUUAUUUUAGUAUGAUGAACAGCUAUCGAUCACUUACAUAUGUAUAAGUAUUAUACCUUUCGGACGCCGUGCUCAUUGCUUUGGUACUGGAUACUGGUACUCAC
Coniophora puteana RWD-64-598 SS2 is the source of this 2286-nucleotide messenger RNA. RefSeq lists its product as uncharacterized. NCBI's taxonomy places the organism in Eukaryota, Fungi, Basidiomycota, Agaricomycetes, Boletales, Coniophoraceae. The annotation marks the transcript as partial. The transcript has 2 exons. The record is from RefSeq and is a predicted model, not a curated record.